Messenger RNA from Phyllostomus hastatus (greater spear-nosed bat), 954 nucleotides. RefSeq names its product CD63 molecule (gene CD63). NCBI's taxonomy places the organism in Eukaryota, Metazoa, Chordata, Mammalia, Chiroptera, Phyllostomidae. The record is from RefSeq and is a predicted model, not a curated record. The transcript is spliced from 8 exons. Bases 144 to 863 code for a protein of 239 amino acids. Gene Ontology annotation, cellular component: membrane.
CUGGGCGGACGAGGGGGCUGGGGCUGAAAGCCGGGGCGGGGCCGCGCGGCGGGCGGGGCCGGAGCCGGGGGGCGCAGCUAGAGAGACCCUGAGCGGCGGCGGGAGAGGAGCGCGUAGCCUCUGGGAGCUCAGGCCCGGCAGCCAUGGCGGUGGAAGGAGGAAUGAAAUGUGUCAAGAUCUUGCUCUACGUUUUUCUGCUGGCCUUUUGCGCCUGUGCCGUGGGGCUGAUCGCUGUGGGUGUAGCGGCCCAGUAUGUCCUGAGUCAGACUAUCAGCCAGGAGGCCACUCCUGGCUCUGUGCUGCUUGUGGUCAUCAUUGCAGUGGGAGCCUUCCUCUUCCUGGUGGCCAUUGUGGGUUGCUGUGGGGCCUGCAAGGAGAACAACUGUCUUAUGAUCACGUUUGUCAUCUUCCUUUCACUUAUCAUGCUGGUGGAAGUGGCAGCAGCCAUUGCUGGCUAUGUGUUUAGAGACAAGGUGAUGUCAGAAUUUAAUAAGGACUUCCGGCAGCAGAUGAAGAAUUAUCCCAAACAGAACCACACAGGUGUUUCGAUCCUGGACGGGAUGCAGGAAAACUUCAAGUGUUGUGGGGCAGCUAACUACACGGAUUGGGGGAACAUCCCUCUUGAGCCCAAGGGCCGUGUCCCCGACUCCUGCUGCAUCAAUGUCACUCAGGGUUGUGGGAUUAAUUUCAAAGUGAAGGACAUCUAUACCGAGGGCUGUGUGGAGAAGAUUGGGGUCUGGCUGAGGAGCAAUGUGCUGGUGGUAGCUGCAGCAGCCCUGGGCAUUGCCUUUGUGGAGGUCCUGGGAAUUAUCUUUGCCUGCUGCCUUGUGAAGAGUAUCCGAAGUGGCUAUGAAGUGAUGUAGAGGGUCUGGUCUCUUCAGCCCCUCAUCUAGGAGAGUGGGGUAGUAUACUCCACAUUUUUCAAUUAAACGGAUUAUUUUUUCAGGCUGAAAA